AUGCUUUCUCGUGUGCGACCUUGCGCCCCUACUGUCAAGCAGUCGGCAGCUGCGCUCGCCAGAAUUGACCCCGUGUACUACGCAGACCACGUGCGGUACCACGCCGGGCUGGAACCCGCGAGCGAGCAGGCACACGACCUGCGCGAGCUGUACACCGUCUUCGGCAAGUUGACUCACCAGGCAGCUCUUCCACGACAAACCAAGGUUCGCUACUAUAACGAGCUGAUUCGGACGUUUGCGCGAUUGGAUUUCGGUGUCUACGCCUGCACACAGCCGCAUCUGGCCCAAAUCAACGGCAAGCUUGAGCCGAGCACUCUCAAAGAGGUCUUGCUGGCCAAUCCGGGCCGCAGAUGGUCCAGCUACGAGAUCUUUGAGCAACACCGCACCUCGGACCCCGAACUGAAGCACAUAGUGCUGGAGCGGCUUGUUAAUGGCGAAAAGGCUGACACAGAGCCCGAAGAUAUCCAAAUCUCCUUUUUCAAAGCAUACAACAUCCUCAAGCUAGAGGCCGAUAGUUUCGCCGAUCUGGGCGAAGAGUCCCAGAAACGGCUGGUCACCGACUUCUUUGCUCUCGAACUGGAUUCUUAUAUUGCUUCCCUGCCCCUGGACGUGGGUGUCAGAAAACAAGUGCUGGAGCUGCCAAACCUCACGCCCAAACAGCGACUGAGUUUGCUGACGCUCGAUCUGCCGAAUUCGGUGCUUAUCGAGAAUCUCGUGCCGAUUGCCGGCGCGGGAAAGCUCCAAACAUCCGAAAACGAGAAACUCAUGCACCAAAAGCUCGGCUCUCUGCCGCUUCUGGACCCUGAAAAAUGUGCCACCAAAUUAAUCAGUCUUCUCGAGCCUCUACCUCAGGCCGCCGCUGCCAUUGCAAAGGCGCGCGGGUUUUUCCUGAACAAAUCGCAGCCAGUGGCCACCGCCCCGCCGGCCGCCAGUCUGGACGAGAUCAAGUUCCUCAUCGGCGCACACGAGACCGUGCGCACGGGAGCUGCGCCUGUUUUUGUCGAGACGGCCAGUCCCCAGAUGGCGUGCGCAAAAAUUCUGCUGCACGCGUGGACCGGCAGCCAGGACGAGGCGUUGGAUGAGUACAACGCCGCAAUGGCCAGGUGGGGCGCAGAAACUCACGCCAGCAGCCGGCUGGUGUACUGUCUCGUCCUUGCUGCGCUGCUACAAAGUGACGUGCAACUGGCGCAAUACAUCCGCAAAAGAGCGGUCGACGCGGGCCUUGUGACCAAGGACGUGGAUAGACGCGUCUCCGACACGAUGAAAGCCUACGGCGACCUCGUCGAGGAGAAGAAAGAUGUGCGCCAGGGCCUCCGCGACCAAGUGUUAUCCACCCUCGUGCAUUUGGCAGAAACUGUGGAGACGUGA
Messenger RNA from Ogataea polymorpha, 1368 nucleotides. RefSeq lists its product as uncharacterized. The transcript has a single exon. The record is from RefSeq and is a predicted model, not a curated record. Bases 1 to 1368 code for a protein of 455 amino acids. NCBI's taxonomy places the organism in Eukaryota, Fungi, Ascomycota, Pichiomycetes, Pichiales, Pichiaceae.